Molecule: messenger RNA, 3027 nt
Organism: Physella acuta
Lineage: Eukaryota; Metazoa; Mollusca; Gastropoda; Physidae
Product: 26S proteasome non-ATPase regulatory subunit 2
Biological process (GO): proteasome-mediated ubiquitin-dependent protein catabolic process; regulation of protein catabolic process
Cellular component (GO): proteasome storage granule; proteasome complex; proteasome regulatory particle, base subcomplex
Molecular function (GO): enzyme regulator activity
Source: RefSeq, a predicted model, not a curated record
CCUGCGAGAUUUAGCGAGACAAACAAACCAAGAUGGCAGACACCAAGCGCAGUACCGACAUAAAAAAAGAUGAGAAAACGGACACAAAUGAAGCAGAGAAGAAAAAGGGAGAGCCUAAAACUGAACAAGACCUAUCAGAGGAAGAUAGGCAGUUGCAGGAUGAAUUGAACAUGCUUGUUGAGCGGCUGACUGAGCCUAACCAAAAACUAUACCUGGCUGCUCUUGAGAAUUUGCGCAGCCAAAUUAGAGCAUCAACUACUUCAAUGACAUCAGUGCCCAAGCCUUUAAAGUUUUUAAGGCAGCAUUUUGAUACGCUCAAAACUGUCUAUGAAAAAAUAAUUGACAACAAUACCCAGCGUUUUUGCGCUGACAUAAUUUCUGUCCUUGGUAUGACCAUGAGUGAGGGUAGAGACAGUCUUAAAUAUAGACUUUUAGGCUCUAAGGAAGAAAUAGGCUCAUGGGGGCAUGAGUAUGUCAGGCAUUUAGCAGGCCAAGUAGCACAGGAGUGGCAAGAACUCAGUGAAGAUAGCACAGAGAUGAAAGAAAAGCUGGUUGGGUUGGCUAAACAAAUUGUGCCUCACCACAUGUCUCACAAUGCUGAAGCAGAAGCUUGUGAUCUUUUAAUGGAGAUUGAGAAGUUGGAGCUGUUGGAACACUAUGUUGAUGAUGCUGCAUAUUCUAGAGUGUGCUUGUAUCUUACAAGCUGUGUUCCUUAUGUACCAGACCCUGAAAACACAGUUCUACUAAAGUGUGCAGUAAAUUUGUAUAGGAAAUUCAAACAGUUCCCACAAGCCCUUAGAUUUGCUAUGGCUUUGAAUGACAUGGCUCUCAUUGAAGAAAUUUUCCUGGAAUGCCCAGACCCGCUUGUAAAGAAACAAUUAGCUUAUAUGCUGGGCCGCCAACAAAUUUCCCUUGAAUUGUCUGAAAUGAUGGAUGACAAGGAUGAUUUAAGAGAAAUUAUUGCCAAUGGGCAACUGAAUCAACAUUUUCUUACCCUAGCCAGAGAGUUGGAUAUAAUGGAUCCUAAAGUUCCAGAAGAUAUAUACAAAACUCAUCUAGAGCCCAACAGAAAUACCAUAGGCCCAAGCAAUCUUGACUCUGCUCGACAAAAUUUGGCUGCCUCUUUUGUCAAUGGACUUGUUAAUGCAGCUUUUGGUACAGACAAACUCAUAACACCAGAGGAGGGACACAAAUGGCUUUAUAAAAAUAAGGAGCAUGGCAUGCUGAGUGCGACCGCAUCUCUUGGACUGAUCUUACUUUGGGAUGUUGAUGGUGGUCUUACACAGAUUGACAAAUUCCUUUACUCAAAUGAAGACUACAUUAAGGCUGGUGCACUUUUGGCUUGUGGUAUUGUAAACUCUGGUGUACGUAAUGAAUGUGAUCCAGCUCUGGCCCUUCUAGGUGACCAUGUGAUGCACACCAACUCUUUCAUGAGGAUUGGUGCCAUUAGUGGCCUAGGUCUAGCCUACGCUGGAUCAAACAGUACUCCUGUCCUAUCUUUGAUUCUUCCUGUUCUAGGUGAUCCCAAAGCUAACAUGGAGGUUGUUGGUAAUGCUGCCCUUGCUUGUGGUAUGAUCGCGGUGGGCACAUGUAAUGGUGAUGUCACAUCAACUAUCCUACAAACCAUGAUGGAGAGAUCUGAGACUGAACUAAAAGAAACAUAUUCACGUUAUCUUGCAUUGGGUUUAGCACUUGCUUUUCUAGGCAAACAAGACGCUUGUGAUGCCACACUAGUUGCCUUGGAGGUUAUUGCUGAGCCACUCAGAUCAAUGGCCACCAUGCUGGUUGAUGUUGCUGCCUAUGCUGGCACUGGCAAUGUGUUGAAGAUACAACAUUUACUGCAUGUGUGCUCUGAGCAUGAUGAGUCCAAAGAUGCUGACAACAAUGAGAAGAAAGAGGACAAGAACAAAAAGAAGGACAAGGACGAUAAAAAGAAAGAAGAUGAAAAGCCUGUUGGUCCAGAUCUCUCAGUUCAACAAGGUGUUGCUGUUCUGGGUAUUGGUCUCAUUGCCAUGGGAGAAGAGGUUGGGUGUGAGAUGUCAUUCCGUGCUUUUGGCCACUUGUUGCGUUAUGGUGAACUACCCAUCAGAAGGGCUGUACCAUUGGCACUAGCACUCAUAUCUGUAUCAAACCCUAAAUUAAACAUUCUAGACACCUUAAGUAAAUUCUCUCAUGACAGUGAUCCUGAAGUAGCACACAAUGCAAUUCUCUCUAUGGGGAUUGUAGGGGCAGGAACUAAUAAUGCUCGUUUAGCAGCCAUGCUCCGCCAGUUGGCAGUCUAUCAUGCUAAGGAUCCAAACAAUUUGUUCAUGGUACGACUGGCCCAAGGUUUGACUCAUCUUGGCAAGGGGACACUAACUCUCAGCCCAUAUCAUAGUGAUCGCAUGCUUAUGUCCCCUGUUGCUGUUGCUGGAUUAUUAUCAGUUCUGGUUUCAUGUUUAGAUGUUAAAAAUAUUAUAAUUGGAAAAUCCCACUACAUGUUGUAUAACCUGGUAUCUGCCAUGCAACCACGAAUGUUGGUGACAUUUGAUGAACAGCUUAGACCUCUGCCAACUACUGUCAGAGUUGGACAAGCUGUUGAUGUGGUUGGACAAGCUGGUAAACCUAAGACAAUCACAGGUUUCCAAACUCACACAACACCUGUCUUGUUAGCUUAUGGUGAAAGAGCAGAAUUAGCUACUGAGGAAUAUCUACCCUUGACUCCUAUCAUGGAAGGUUUUGUCAUCUUGCGCAAGAAUCCAGAUUUCAGUGCUGAAUCUUAAUCUCAUGUAAUUUGUGCUUUUUUUAAAGCAACAUUUUUGUUUGAAUGAUUUGUAUGAUUGUCUUGAGAGAUGUUCGACCAUUGUUUUGUUUCAGCAGUUAAUUUUACCAAUUGUAGUGUAGGAACAAGUCCACAUUUUCAGAACCAAUAGAAUAUGCUUUUUAUGUUUCAGCUAUUAUAUGGGUGGACCUUUUCUAAUUCAAGUGCAGUUCGAUUUUUAUUUAAUAUUGUAUCAGUUUAAAUUUGAAAAUAAAGACUGAUUCAUU